AUGACGUGUCAUACAUUCCUCAGACGCUGUGUCCCUUCAGUGAAGAGCAGUCUGCAGCUGAAGCCGACGGCAGCGCUGCUCACCGAAAAGACCGACACAGAUGACAACGCAGACGACAGUUUGUUGUUGGAGUUUUCAUCUCGAAGCGAGCCGGCGCAUUUCGUCACCCUCAGCGACUCCGAAGAUGAACACGUGCAGAAGAAGGCGGAGCAGCGGCCAGACGCCGAGCGCUGUCCGUCCCCUCCUCCUCCAGAGAGUCCCGUACAGAAACAGUCCAGGGCGAUGAAACAGAAGCUCAGUGAGAUCGACCGGAAGCUCCGGGCGGUGAGCUCCCUCCUCUCUCCAGAGCCUCGGGGCGGCCGGUCGAGACGGCGCCGAGGUCCUCCCGUGUCACAUCCUGAGUAUGUGCGAGUGGACGACGACGAUGACGUCAUCAUCAUGAGCCCGGAGCCGGAGUCAGCGAGCUCCUCAGUGCGAGAGAUCCCGCUUAAGAUCCGCUGCAGGACUGAGAUCCACAAGAUCCCGGUGCUGUCGUCAACGCCUUUAAGCGAUGUGGUGACGCAGCUGUCUGUCAUCCUAAACGUCCCGCCUCCUCGCCUCCUGCUGCUGAGGGAGGAAGAGGAGCUGCCGACGAGCGCCACCAUCAGCGAGCUCGGCCUCGGCAUCGCCGACAUUAUAGAGUGUGUGGUCAUGGCGGCGGAGGAUGGAAGCCAGUCAGACGGUGAUGGCAGCGUCAUCACUGUGAGGCUGCAGAGCAAAGACAGAGACUCUUCUCAGGAGUUCUCUCUGCACAGAGAGGCGCCGCUGAGGUCCAUCUUCUUCCAGUACGUGUCCAAGAUGUCCAACAAGGAUCAGAAGAAAGUGCGCUUCCAUUUCGACGGCUCCAAAGUGACGGGCAGCCAGACGCCGGCGCAGCUCGACAUGGAGGACGGUGACAUCAUCGAAGUCUGGGUCUGAGGCGUCCACUUCAGCUCUGCGGUUUAUUUAAGCGUCACUGCGAUCAUUUCAGAGGUCACUUUAUUCUCAGGUGCUGACGAGGGGACACGGACAACAUGACAGCAAAAUCCAAGCGCACGAAUCAGGUCUUUAACCUUUCUGUGUCCACACUGAAGCCACUUCCUGUUUUUGAUUUUGAGUAUUAUUUUAUGAAAGUCAAAUAAAAGCAAAACAAGCUGACCUCACAUUAUUUCCAUGACUGAGGUCAUGAUGAAAAACCUCCACCUGUACUGGGAAGAACAUGUACUGUAAAUAAAAGAUGGACACAGAUGGUCCUGAAAGAUGA
Molecule: messenger RNA, 1282 nt
Organism: Neolamprologus brichardi
Lineage: Eukaryota; Metazoa; Chordata; Actinopteri; Cichliformes; Cichlidae
Source: RefSeq, a predicted model, not a curated record